AUGGAUGCCCUUAUGAAAGAAAUUGAUGUACUAAAGCCAGAAGUGAAGAACACACUAAUGUUUUCCCAAGGGAUCGACUCAACAAAGAAGAGAAUCCUUAUGAUAUAUUUGUUGAGGAGCCUUGGCCUUGCAUAUCACUUCGAGGAAGAGAUCUAUGAGAUCCUAGAAGAGGGUUUAGAAAAGAUAGAGGAGAUGAUGGCUGGUGAAGAUGAUUUGUACACAGUUUCCAUCAUCUUUUGGGUUUUCAGGAGUUACGGUCACAACAUAUCUUCCGAUGUCUUUCGACGAUUCAAAGGGAUGGACGGAAACUUUAGAGAAUCGCUUAAGGGAGAUGCCAAGGGUAUCUUGAGCUUGUAUGAAGCUGCACACUUGCGGACAACGACAGAUCAUAUACUGGAGGAAGCAUUGAGCUUCGCGUCAAGCCACUUGGAGUCCUUAGCUACAGGCGGGACGUGCCCGACUCAUCUCUCAAUGCGUAUUCGAAAUGUGCUCACUCUACCUCAGUGUUGGAAGAUGGCGAUAGUAGCCGCAGUGGAAUAUGUCUCAUCGUACGAACAAAAAGACCAUGACGAAAUGCUACUCAAGUUUGCGAAGAUCAGUUUCAAGGUAGUACAGCUCCAAUACCUUCAAGACCUCGAAAUCGCUACCAAAUGGUACAAGGAGGUAGACUUUGCAUCUAACUCACCACCUUUCUUCCGAGACAGAAUCGUCGAAAGUUAUUUCGUUGUACUAGCGAUGUUCUCCGAGCCACAAUUCUCACGUCAAAGGAUUAUGUUUACCAAAUUCUUCACCGUUUUAGCCAUUCUAGAUGACACAUUCAAUAGAUAUGUGUCUCUUCCUGAGGCUGAAAGCCUCGCCAACAGCUUCAAAAGGUGGGCUCCUGAUCAUGCCAUGGAUCAACAACCUGAUUAUUUGAAAUUCGUGUUUAACUUUAUAUUGGAUACUUUCCAAGAGUUUGGAAAAGAACUUAGACCAGCAAGAACACCUUAUAGUGUGAAAGCCACUAUAGAAGAGGUCAGGACACUAGUGAAAGCCAACUUCGAUCUUACAAAAUGGGCACAAGCGGCUCACGUGCCUAGCUUUGAGGAGUAUAUAUGGAGGGGAUAUGUCACAAAUGCCGUCAACUGUUAUAUGAAGCAAUAUGGAGUUACCAAACAAGAAGCUGUUAGGGAGCUUCAUAUAAUGGUUGAAGAUGCCGAUAAGACAAUAAAUGAGGAGCUCUUGACUACAAUUGGUGUGUCACGUUUGGUUCUCAAGGCAGCAAUGAGUAUUGCACAAAUGAUCGCUAUCUCCUACAAUGGAUAUGAAGGAUUCACCCAUCCCGAAGGAAAAACAAAGGAGUAUAUGACUUCGAUUCUUGUCCAUCAGUUCCGUCUUUGA
Molecule: messenger RNA, 1380 nt
Organism: Arabis nemorensis
Lineage: Eukaryota; Viridiplantae; Streptophyta; Magnoliopsida; Brassicales; Brassicaceae
Source: the annotation of a GenBank genome assembly